Messenger RNA from Caenorhabditis angaria, 1843 nucleotides. The record is from the annotation of a GenBank genome assembly. Lineage: Eukaryota; Metazoa; Nematoda; Chromadorea; Rhabditida; Rhabditidae.
AUGUGGUUCGAUGAUUUGACACCGGUCGCUUGGCCUUUAAAUGCUUGGUAUAUUAUGACAAUUAUAAGUGUUCCGGUUUAUUUGAUUGUUGUUAUUUGUUUGAUCAGAUUGAGAUUGUGCUCCAAAACCUAUAAUACUACUUUUUAUACAAUUUUAUUGCAACAUGUGAGUUUUUGAGAAAUUUACAUUUUCAAUAUUGAAUUGAAUUUGAAAAAAAUGGGGUUAUCUGAAACUUUUUUUUCACAAAAACUUCUGUAAUUUUUUUGAAAAAAGUUUCAGAAAUUCUUCCACAAACAUUUUAUCUUUCUUAUUCAUAGCUUGAGCUCAUUGAACUAUCAGUUCACAGUUCAAACUGAACUUUGAUGGUCGAAAAGCAAAAAUUUUUAUGUUAAUUAGGAAGCUUAGACAUCAUGAGUCAAAUUUCAAAAAAAUUUGAUCAUUGAACCAAUUUGGAGCAAAGACUACAAGACUCUAAACUCGAAGAGAUGUCUAGAAAUUUUUUUUGAAGUAUGUAGUUUGAACUAGAUAACUAUUUUCACGGGGGUUCUGAGAAUUUAAAAUUUGAAAAAAUCACGUUUACAUCUGAAAUACACAUUUCUAAACGACGUAAUUUUAACCAUCAUUUUUUCAUGUGAAACCCAAAACAUUUUCCAGAGCUUUGCCGAUCUUCUAACAUCACUCUUCUUCUUCUCAUCUCAAUAUCCUCGAAACAUCCAAAUCAUCCGUGAAUUCUAUUUCGAAUAUCAACAUUACUACAUAGCUCCAGCCACCUACAACUCCAUUUAUUAUUUUCUAUACGUCAGAUGCUCUGGAAUCAUGUUGCUUUCUUUUCAAAGAUAUUUGAUUAUCGCAUCACCAACUGCUAAAUUUACACAGGUAUUUCGAAUUCAGGUUGCUCAUUCAUUAGACUGGAAUUAAUUUGCAGAUUGUGCAAGAGGCUAAAAAUUGGAAAAUAGUUGUUGUAUAUUGGACGAUUCCCACGUUGAUUAGUUUGAUUGUUUUGAAAGAUGUCGAUAUUACUUUUGAUAAUUUGGAAAAUAUGUCAAUUGUGGUGGAUAAAAGUAUUAUUGCGGUAAGAAUUUUGCCCUUGGGAGUUUUCGGGAGCUUUAGGAAACUCACAGAAGCUUUCAGUAAUUUUAGACAAUUUCGCAGCUCUCAUCUAAUUUUGUGAUUUAUUUUUGAAAAAAAGGAAGUUUGUGUGAGUUCGAUCAAGCGGAAAGAUUUGAAAGUUAUCUCUAUUUCUAGAAAAUUCUUGUUGAAAAAUAAUUUUAACAUCAAAAAAUCACGUAAACCAUGAAUCCCCACUUGAUUUAAAUUCCAAAAUUAAUUCCAGAAAUAUUUUAGCGAAAUACCCUGAUGGCUCUAAUCGUCACAAGUGUCACUUGUAUUUUCUGCACUACCGUAUACCUUCUACUAUUCUAUUAUAUCCGAACUCAUACCGCGAAUUUGAUCAGCAAAAGUUUGCGACGAGAAAUGCAUUUGGCUGUUCAGGUGUUCAUUCUUCUCAUCGGACUUUUCGGGAUUUUUUUGUAUUAUUCUUUUCAGAAUUAUUUUUCGAAACAUAGUAAUGUGAGUUAAACCUGAGGCUUCUGAUUGUGAAAAUCAGAAUUAAUUCCAGGCCGGUCCAAUUUAUUUCAUGCGAUCUCUCUACCCACUUCCAAACGGCAUUCUAUCCUACCUGAAUCCAUUUUGUAUCCUAUUUUUGAAUCGCGAUUUAGCUCGUCAAGUUUGGCGAUCAGCGAGAUGUGCGAAGUUAUUGGUGAGCGAUGUUCGAGCUUCAACUUUACAAUCCACAUCGAAUCGACCAGCUGUGAAAAUUACGAAAGUUCGAGCAAUUGCCUAA